This is a messenger RNA of Aspergillus fijiensis CBS 313.89, 1459 nucleotides long. RefSeq names its product 3'-5'-exodeoxyribonuclease. Gene Ontology annotation, molecular function: 3'-5'-DNA exonuclease activity. NCBI's taxonomy places the organism in Eukaryota, Fungi, Ascomycota, Eurotiomycetes, Eurotiales, Aspergillaceae. Gene Ontology annotation, cellular component: cytosol. The coding region runs from base 352 to 1251 and encodes 299 amino acids. The record is from RefSeq and is a predicted model, not a curated record. The transcript has 5 exons.
ACAAGUCCCUGAUACCUCAAUUUGAACCGCCGAGUCGCUGCUGACCAUACCAGAGCAUCUGUGGCUGUAACAAAGAGCAGGGUGCUGAAUCCUCUGAUGCAUGCUCUUGGUGUAGACAAUCUGUUCAGAUUAUCUGGAAUCAGUAAAAAUCUGUGGAGCCUCGGGGCAAUAGGAGCUAGCACCGCGACCGCUAUAGAUUGUUGGCGACCACGUCUCUACCAGCCGCACCGAAAUAUUUAUAGCAAAUCAGCAGCUUCUGGUGGAUCACUCACAAAUCUGCAUACCAUUUCUAGCUCUUGUGCAUUGAAGAGAAGAAAAUUCGAAUUCAACAGGUCCUCGACUUCAGCAAACAUGGGCGACUCAAGCAAACCUAUCCGAUAUGUUGAUAUCGGAAUCAAUCUCAGUGACCCUGUCUUCAUGGGUAAUUACCAUGGAAAGCAAGUUCAUGACAACGACAUGGAUGACAUUGUCCAGCGAGCUCAGGAUGUGGGUUGCGAGAAAUUUAUGGUGACAGGCUCCGACUUGGAGGAGUCGCGGCGGGCUAUUGAGAUUGCACAGAAGUAUCCGGGGUUCUGCUAUGCUACGGUUGGAAUUCACCCGUGUCAGGCGAAGCUCUUUGAUAAACAUCCUGGCGGACCUGCAAAAAUGCUAGAUGAGCUUAGAACGCUAGUGUUCGAGGCCAAAGCAUCAGGCCAAGCUGUUGCGUUUGGGGAGUUUGGUCUAGAUUACGAUCGGCUUUCCUUGAGCGCAAAGGAGCCCCAGCUGAAAUAUUUCGAAGCUCAAUUGGAUCUGGCGGUGGAGGUGCAACUCCCUCUCUUUCUCCAUUCCAGAGCUGCCAGCGAAGAUUUCGAACGUCUUCUGGCGCCCCGCCUUGAGAAGCUUCCGAAGAAAGGCCUCGUGCACAGUUUUACUGGAACACUUGACGAGAUGAAUCGAAUGGUUGCCCUAGGUCUCGAUGUCGGUGUUAACGGCUGCAGUCUGAAAACGGAGGAGAACCUGGAAGUAGUCAAGGCCCUGCCACUUGAACGGCUUCAGAUUGAGACUGAUGGUCCUUGGUGUGAAAUCCGUCCCUCUCAUGCAUCUGCGAAGUAUCUCGAAGGAGCCCCUCCGCUUCCCAAGGCUGUGAAAAAGGAGAAAUGGCAAAAGGGACUUAUGGUGAAGGGUCGCAAUGAGCCUGCAGCAAUCGCCCACGUUGCGCAUGUCAUCGCCAAAGUAAAAGGCAUCACUGUCGAGGAAGUUUGUGAAGCGUAAGUCCAUUCUCUUUCUAUUACCCUCUUCUCGGUUUCCGAUGUGACAUGGAAUAUUGAUUCAAUGAGCAGUGCAUGGAACAACUCAAUCCGGAUGUUUGGGCUUGGUGUCGAUACACCAUAAAUUCUGUUCAUGAUAUCUUUCCCGGUCGUUGCCCAAUCCGGGGGAGAACACCGUCCCGCAAAUUAUGAAUACUAGAUCCUUAGAUAUA